Amblyraja radiata (thorny skate) is the source of this 3532-nucleotide messenger RNA. It is a transcript of the gene nemp1, whose product is annotated as nuclear envelope integral membrane protein 1. The transcript has 9 exons. The coding region runs from base 43 to 1326 and encodes 427 amino acids. NCBI's taxonomy places the organism in Eukaryota, Metazoa, Chordata, Chondrichthyes, Rajiformes, Rajidae. Gene Ontology annotation, cellular component: nuclear envelope. The record is from RefSeq and is a predicted model, not a curated record.
GCGGGCGCUGGGCCGCGGCGACACGCUGGGCCCGGGCUGCUGAUGGCGGGACGGAUGAAAUUUCUCGGCGUUUUGCCGCUGAAUGGCCGAUUCGCCUUCAUAGUUUGGGCGGCUUUUGGGUUUUCACUCACGCACUUUUGUACGGCAGUAACGGAAGGAAAUGGAAGAAUUGUCCACAUUAAAGAAGGCAAAGUCCAGUGCUCCAAUGAACUGAAUCACUUUUGCUUUAAGAAUAAAAUGUCUCCCGGUUGGAGAGAGAUUUGGACACGGAUUCAGAUCCGAGUGAACAGCUCUGAGAAAUUUAAAAUCAAACAAGUGGAUGAUGAAAUGGAGAUGGAAGAUCCAGGAGUGUGGAGUUGGAUCGUGGAUUCAGCCACAUCGAUGCUGAAGGAGAGAGUGAAUGAAACGUACCUUAAUGUUGAUUUGUUCAGCAACAAAACUUGCUUUAAGGUGGAACCAAGCAGUAAAGUGGAUUAUGACGUCCUAUUAACACGCCGUUUUGAUCCACAGCUGAUCCUUAUCUUCACUUUUGGGCUGCUGCUGUUCUUCUACGCUGAAAACUUAAGCAGGAGUCAGCUUUUCUUCUAUACGUCAGGAAUGAGCUUGGGUAUCUUGGCUUCAGCCGUUAUUGUCAUCUUCAUCCUGGCUCGGUUACUGCCCAAGAGAAGUUCUCUCUACUUGUUGGUAGCAGGUGGCUGGUCUGUGUCUCUGUAUUUGAUCCAAGUGACCCUAAGGAAUUUGCAGUUUCUCUUAAAAGAAUACUGGCAGUAUGUUUUAGGCUAUGUGACAGUUUCUGGCUUCAUCAGCUUUGCUGUGUGCUACAAGUAUGGCCCCCCUGAGGAGGAGAGAAGUAUCAAUCUGCUGAACUGGAGCCUGCAACUCUUUGGGCUGUUCCUAAUGUACUCCGGGAUUCAAGUACGACAGGUGGCCCUGACCCUGCUCAUUGUGGCUUUCUGCAUCAAGAACAUCGAACUGCCCUUUCAAUGGUCUUACACUGCAUACAAGAAGGUUUUCAAACUAAGAAACAAGCCAGAGCCCCGACGGCUUCUAACUGAGGAAGAAUUUCAAAAGCAAGGAGAAAUAGAAACCCAAAAAUCUUUGGUGGAACUGCGAAAGCACUGCAGCAGCCCUGAGUUCCAUCCGUGGAAAGUAGUGUCCAGACUUUCAACACCAAAGAGAUUUGCGGACUUUGUUGAAGGGGAGUGCCACCUCAACCCGAACGAAAGUUCUGUUCACGAACAAGAAUACGGUCUAGGCAGCCUGCUUGCUCUAGACGAUGAGAUGUCUGACGUUGAGUUUGACGACGACGACGACGAUGAAAAUUGAGACUGGGCCUUGGCAGAAAACGUUCUGCGCGAGCACUGUCGAUCGGAGUGGAGCGCCCUUUCUGUGGAGGAGGAAAUACUUUGCAAUGCUGCUUGUUGGACUCCUGACCUGGAUAAUUGAAAUAAUUAAGACAUUAACUACAGCAAUUACUUCAGUACAGGAGUGAUCUUUAUCUAGAUUGGACCAGUGGUGUUGGGGGCUGAUACUGUAUGAACUUGGUUCUCACACACCCCUAGUACAAAGGCCAUUCAUCAAACAGCUGUAGCAAGGGGUUUGCGCCCUGACUUCAGUCCCAUUUUGGGUGUUUUGAAUUUUUAGUGGCUUUACUGGGUCUUCUUAAAAGUUGAUCUGACCCGGUACACAAUACUUGGAAUUCAGAAGCCAAGAAACUAAUGGCUCCACUUUGAAAAAAAAACUUUCGUGAGGGUAGAUUGAAAAGAAAAGGUUACAUUUUGAUAUCCUUACUCCUUCAAGCUAAGAGAGGAAAACCCUGGAGAUAUUUCCAAGGCCUGGUGAACUUCCCAACACAAUCAUUGUUUACCUUUUAAGUUUUUUAUCAAUUUGUUGGUUAGAUUUGCUGUUAUAGAUAUUUGACGUUAAGGAAACUAUUUACAGUGUUUUCUAUUAUUUUAAUGCACCCUCUGUACUUUGGCAUUGCAACUAAAUGCGUAUCUGAAUCAAAAUAUAAAUAUUAACUAUAUUAACUGUAGAGUUGUGUGUUUAGUGCAGUCACACCAAAGUCCACGCACAUUUGUGUCUGGUUACUUGUGUCUGCAAAGAAAAUGUCAUGAUCUCAGUUGCUUUUUUUUCUCCCAACAAUGAAGUGGGUAUAGAAUAAUGUAGUUUUGUAUUUUGUUCUGUUUUGAGCAAUUUUAUCUUGGUUUUAAUCCUAUUAUAGGGAGUUGUGCACCUAAUGGCGUACUUAUCUUUCUCCAGGCUGUAUCACCCAUUCUUAAUCUAGUUUCAAAGCAAGGGGUCUUUAAUAACUCAAUCUGUACCCAACUGUGAUAUCUGUUCUCUCUGAGCAGUUGGAAGAAUGUACGAAUAGCUGAAACCAAAAAUAACAUUAUUUCAAUAGUUCAAUAGUUGGCAUAUCUUUUAAGUAACUUUAUUUUCAGUGGAAAUGUUAACAUGAUUACUUGUCUUGUCCUCUGCUUCAACCCACUCUGUUUUGACCUCAGCAUCCCGGAGGUGUAAAAAUGAGUGGGAGUCUAACGCAACCCAUAUUCUAUUCUUUAAACGGUAUUACAAGAGGAUAUUUCUCUUGACACUCAUUCUAUAGUGGGACUCCUGCAUUAAUGGGUCACUGGGCAAACACUGAUCCAAGCUAGACACUUUUAAACAGGAUCCUCGCUAUGGAAUGUGCACUUCAUUUUGAUUCAUUUUUAUACUUCCCUUGACACAGAAGUCAAAUCAUGUUGCUAGUUCCACUGAAAAUUUACACGUAAUUGGGGAAGGUGGAGGGGAAGAGACUUGAUGUUUUACAAAAAACAAAUCUCGAAUACCUUGUCCAGUAUUUGGAGUCUAUUUGAGCUCAUCAAUUUGCACUAUAUAUUUUGAGCUAGCUGAACAAUAUGGGAACCUUUGCAUUGCAGUGAUUUUUAUAUUGUUGAAUAUCUUGGCCAUGAUCUGGAGAAUAGAAUUGUGGUAGAGAUGGUGUAUUGCUACUUUAAAGGUAAUGUGUAAUGGAGUAUGGAUUACCAUCUUCACUUGCACUUGCCGUUCUCUCAAACUUCAUUCUUGCCUCUGCUAUUCACAACAAAUUAAAGUUGGUGCUACUUUUCCAUCUGUGCAAUGGUGGUGCUGCUGUGCUAGUCUGAAAUAUUCUUGAGGGUAACAAUGCUAUUACCCAACACUUUGGAGCCUCGGCAUGUUUGUAAGUUGGGGGUUUUAUUUACUGAUGCAACUGUUUUUGAUUCUUAGGACCUCAAGUUACUGUGGAUGAUGCUCUCUGGCGCAAUGACUUUUAGUGAGAUUGUUUAAAAUUCAGGUGUAAAAGCUAUGGCUAUGCAAUAACCAGACGCAGUCACAGUAUCCAAAUGCUCAGGCAGUUUAAACUAACCAAACCCGAGGCAAUGGCAUGUAUAAAAUGUAUGUUUAAAUCUGUGAAUAUCCCUGUGUUUUACUGUUAAACACUGAUUACAUGAGAAAUGAUCUGUUUUAUUGAAAGGAUAUUGAAUUCUAAUAAACAUAUCAGGAAAAUGUC